Athene cunicularia (burrowing owl) is the source of this 2297-nucleotide messenger RNA. RefSeq names its product adenosine deaminase, tRNA specific 2 (gene ADAT2). The coding region runs from base 1648 to 2001 and encodes 117 amino acids. Gene Ontology annotation, biological process: tRNA wobble adenosine to inosine editing. The record is from RefSeq and is a predicted model, not a curated record. Lineage: Eukaryota; Metazoa; Chordata; Aves; Strigiformes; Strigidae. The transcript is spliced from 4 exons. Gene Ontology annotation, molecular function: tRNA-specific adenosine-34 deaminase activity. Gene Ontology annotation, cellular component: nucleus; cytoplasm.
UCAGUAUUAUGUUAGUUCAGAUCCCAAGUGCACUCAUGGCAUAAAUUUCUUGAUUGUGACUGCUUACCAUGCUUUGGUUUGUGUCUCAGAGAUGGCAAAGUGUCUUCCUUUCAGUUGAAACUAUACUGCACUCAGAUGAGUCCAGAAAGAUGUACUCAGCGAGCAUACCUAAUACACUCCAGUUAUUGUUGGCAAUAUACUGUCCUAUGGCCUAAGCUGGAGCUCGGCAAGCGUGAACUCCCCUGAAUUGGUGUGUAGUCCUCAGCACUAUUUUGCUCUACAGCUAAACUCCUCUUGCACUGUGCUGUUUGCUAAUGUAGGCAUAGGUAAUGCAGAUCUCUGUAGAAGUUUUAAAAUAUUUUUAAACAGAAUUAAACUUGCCACUAAGUUACUUAUACAUGAGUCCUUUAGCAUAUAUUGUAGAGCAUCUCACCAUUAUUACCACAGAUCUUCACAGUACAAAACCAUUAAGCCAGGUUCAUGUAUUGAGAGGAAGUUAUCUUAAGGUCACAUAAAGACAUAUGUAGUGGAGGUGCAAGUAUAAUUUGGAUUGAUUAAGUCUUAGUCUAAUGUCUGUGUCAAAAAGUCUUUUUUUCCAGAAUAGAUUAAAAAGAAGCAAAAUACUAACAGCCUUAAUUUAAAUAAGAAUCGGGCUUUGUAACUGGAGAGUCCUUUCAUAACUAGUACUUUGUGAUAUUUUGCUGUGACAUUUGAUUGGCAAAACACACUGUCGCAGACAUUCCAGAGCAACCCUGGGACGUUAUUGAUUGUUUUUGUCUCUGCAAUUAAAGUCACACUUGAGGUUUUGUGCCACACCUGUUGCUGUAACCUAUGAGAUACUCAUCAUUCAGUUGUCUGGGAUGAAAAAAAGAGAAAUCAAUAUUCUGUCUGUUUGUAAUCAGGCAUAUGCUGCAAUUCCUGCCUAUUACUUGAGGGGCUUAAUGUACAUGUACGUAUUCCCAGGCAGCAUUAAGCCUGAUGCAGACCAAAAAUACUGUGUUUACACAGUUAGGCCAAGCAGUUCCAGAAACAUUCUGAAAUUAUUGCUUAUUCACAAUGUAUUCGUGCCAUGCAGGCAUGGUAACAUUGUCAGAGGGAGGAAAAGGUACUAGUAGGAGCAGUUUCUUAAUAAUUCCAGAGAAAGUAACUCAGCCUUCAUUCUUGCUCUUGGAAGCACAGUGGGCUAGAUCAGUUGUUUUAAGUCAGUUUUGUGCAUCCCUUAAGCCUCAAGCAGAGCUUUCAUGCCUUCUCUUGCUAUGCUGGCAUGACAGAGAGGGGAGACUUCUGAGCAGACUCCUCUGCCUAGGAACAGGUAGAAGAAAAAAACUUGUUUGUGUUUGUUGGUUUUGUGUAUGCUGCAUAUGAGAUGGAUGUUGAAUGUGUUCUUUGCUAUUUCUUUUGCAGUUUGGGCUGCAUGAAAUUUCUUCUGCAACUUGAACCAGCAAAGAGGUGUACUACAAAGAGACUUCUCAAGAAAGCAUUAGAUUACUUCUUGAACAGAAGUGAAAAUAAUUGCAUUAUUAAUAAGUUAGAUGUCAGGCUAUCAUGCCUUUGACUUGAAAGAAUAAUUUUAUGACAUUACUGUGAAUCAGUGCAAACUUUAAGAAAAUGUUUAUUUUUAUCUCCUAGGCUACACGACAUGCAGAGAUGGUGGUAAUCGAUCGGGUCCUUGACUGGUGCAAGGAACACAACAAAGAGUAUACAGAAGUGUUUGCGCACUCGGUAUUGUAUGUAACUGUAGAGCCUUGUAUCAUGUGCGCAGCUGCCGUGCGCUUGAUGAAAAUUCCACGGGUCGUAUAUGGCUGUCGAAAUGAGCGAUUUGGAGGCUGUGGCUCAGUUCUGAGCAUCUCGUCUGAUGAUAUGGUAGACACAGGAGAACCAUUUGAGUGCGUUUCUGGCUAUCGUGCCAAAGAAGCGGUGGAAAUGUUAAAAGCUUUCUACAGACAAGAAAAUCCCAAUGCACCAAAAUCAAAAGUACGUAAAAAGGACAAUCGUAAUUAGCCUGAUGGGGGACAGAAACUGACCAAAAAAUGAUACAUGAAGGUGACUCCAGCAUACUUCUCUUUCAAAAUGUACAAUUUAACUAUGUAGUCCAAUUAAACUAUGUCUGAUGUUCUGUACUGGUUUUACUAAUUGGAUACUUACUACCUGUUCCCAUGUUUCUAUGUAAGUGAUUUCUCCGUAUCAUACAUGACCAAGGAAAAGACUAAGUGGCUGUUUUUAGAAAAAGGAAAAUGUAUGGUUCAAAUUCACUUGUUUACAGCCAGUUGGAUCCAUUAAAACGAUGUCCUUCUGUA